This is a messenger RNA of Lichtheimia ornata, 2226 nucleotides long. RefSeq lists its product as uncharacterized. Bases 1 to 2226 code for a protein of 741 amino acids. The record is from RefSeq and is a predicted model, not a curated record. Lineage: Eukaryota; Fungi; Mucoromycota; Mucoromycetes; Mucorales; Lichtheimiaceae. The transcript has 3 exons.
AUGCCAGAAGAAGAUAGGAACUCACGAAGCCCGCAACCUGAAGAUGACUCACGUGGAAGUCCGGUCCAAGAGUUGGAGCGUCUGUCGAUCCAUGGGAGAAAAUCGGACAAUAAUAAGGAUGCCAAUGAAGCUGAAGCAAAUACGCAUGAUGCUAGAGCAACCAGUCCACUAUCUCCGGAAAGACUCGCCAUCAAUACGGUCGAGGAUUUGAAACGUGCUUGUUGUAUAAAGGAACAAGAAUUCAACAUUGCCGUACAAGAGAAAGGUGAAGAGGAUCAAGAGACAGCGCUGGAGAAGCUUACAGCUGCACAAGAACGCGUUGACAAGUACCGUGGAAUUUGCAAGAAAAGAUACCCAACACGCCUAGAGCUUUACACAUGGGAUGAAAUUGAACAGCGUAACAGGCAAUACAACAUGGCAUGCCGCUCCAUGGAAGGAUCAAGUAAAGAAGACCAUUACGUACCUAAGGACCUACCAGUUUUACAAGUCGUUGGAUCCGAUAAAUGGCACCCUAAUAAAGCCGUUCACUUGUCUGCUGAGAUGUUUCUUCGUGCUUUCACAAAAGAGCUCAAAUCAUGUGGUCUUGAUCUUGUACAAAAAUAUGACACACCUGAGCAGCAAUUGCGAGGCAAGGAGGCAUGCGUACACAUGAAGCAAAAGAAGGGUGAAAAGAUUGCGACAUACGUGCGUCGAUUCUACCAAAGGUGCAUUGAAGCCGAGUUUGACCAAUUUGAUCAAGUCAUGAUCGUGAUCUUGCUUUGUUCCUUGGACACGAAAACACAAGCUCAAAACCUAUGCAACGUCAAGUUUGGCCCAAAUUACCUGAAGACACAAAAACUUGAAGCAAUUGUGGAAUACUUGGCUGGUUUACAAUUGAACGACUCUGAUGCUGAAAAGAGACCACGGGAUGAUGAAGACGUUGAAAUGCAACCCGCAAAGCGUACAUCACGCUCCAUCCAUCAAGUUAAAGACAAGACGAAUUUCAAGCAUAUAAAACCUUGUGACUUUUGUGGCCGCCCUCGUGCGAACAGCAACCAUCGUUGCAAUGAGUUCAGAGAGGCCAAAGGCUUGGCUCCACUCCCGGAUCUGCCACCAGCCAAGAAGGUCAAUAGAACUGCCACCAUUGUUGAUCAUGAUGACAUUGAUGAUUCCCUACCUUAUGAUGGUGCCAAUUUCUCGGCUGUCGAUAGUUCGUUCUGUCAAAAGCAUAAAAUAAAGUAUUCACAUGUAAAGGGAUUUAUUCAAUUAGCAGCGGCUGAUAAACAAGUGCGUCGUAUUGGACUUACGCGUCCUUUGGAUAUCUGGUAUAACGGUCGUCACAUAAAGCGCCAGUUGGAAGUGAUGAAUCUCGCCAAUGGAAAGGUUGCUAGCAUUGGUAAAAAUCUCUUUGCUGAUUUAGGCAUCGGCUAUACUGGAUUGGCAUUUACUUGGAAAGACGCGAUGGAGGAAGAAAUUGAAAAAGAAGUGAAUGAUGAGCCAAUCCCAAAUGAAGCACCUGCUGGAACGAAAGAGGAGCAAGAAAUUUUUAGGGAGCUCAUAGAGCCUAGCUUAAAGAGGAAUAGCCAAAUCCCCAAGGAUGCAUUGUGUCCUUUUCCGGAGGCUGUUAUUUCCAUCCCUACCCCUGAAAACGUUGUCUGCUAUCGUAGACAAUAUACUAUUGCUUACGAACAACGGCCUAUUGUGCAGGAAGCCAUCAAUAAAUGGUUGACUGAGGGCACCAUAACCGAGGUACCAGCGGAUGCUGAUAACCGAUGGAAUAGCCCUUUAACGUUGGCCCCUAAAAAAGAUUCACAAGGUAAAAUGAUAGGGCAUCGUCCUUGCUUAGAUCCUCGACUCAUAAAUGAGCACCUUACCGAUGAUAAGCAUCGCAUUCCUUUAAUCACGGAAAUCUUUGACCAACUCGCUGGCUCCAAAGUGUACACCACACUCGACUUGGCUAGUGCGUUUCAUCGUUUUCCCAUAAAACCGGAAGACCGUCAUAAGACUGCUUUUACAGCACCUGACGGCAUGCGUUACAUGUUUAAAGGUUGCCCUUUUGGUUUGAAGCCCAUUUCAUCCAAAUUUCAAAGGGUCAUGGACAAGCUAUUCAGAGACCUGCCAUAUGUCACCACCUUUGUUGAUGAUAUCAUUGUCUUUUCCAAGUCUAAGCGAGACCAUGUACAACACGUUACGAUUGUUAUUGAUCGUCUCACUGAGGCUAACCUCAUACUGCAACUCAAAAAAUGA